AUGGCCGAUUUGUAUGAUUGUCGUAACCUCUCUCUCUCUCUCUCCUCUCUCUCCCUCCCCCUCUCUCUCCCCUGUCUCUCUACCUCUUUCUUUCUCUUCCCCCUCUCUGUACCCCCUCUCACACUCUCUCCCCUUCUCACUCUCUCUCUACUCCUCCUUCUCUCCCUCUCCCCUCCUCUCUCUCCCCGUCUCUUAGGCAUGAAACUUAUUCUCCUCCUUAAGCUGUCUCGUCAUUUGCAGGCCAUUGCCGCUGAUACCGGGGAAAAGAAACGGUAUAAUUUCUUGAGUGGUUUUUUUGGUCCACAGCUGUUGCCGGCCACUGUCAAAGUGACGGAGUGCUUGCUCAGCUUUCACAGAUGUGUCUUCUCCUCUGAACGCCGUUCUCCUUCUUCGCUUCUAGCCAAUCUCUUAAAUCUAUGCUGUGGUGAUGUUUUAACAGCGAAACUUUCUUGUCAUAUCGUUGUAAACCAAUUAAUCCUUUCUAUCAUGAGAGUCGCCAUUAAGAACUGGGCCUCAUUUAUAAUGACGCGAUAUUCAACAAAGACCAAUGGCUUCCUUCAGUCACUUUCUGCGCCCCCCACCCCCCUUCUCCCGCCUCGUUUUAUUACUUUUAUUUCCUUUUUUUAUAUAGUUCUUUCUUUCUUUAUUCUUCCUUCUUUUCUUUCACCCUUUUUUCCUUUCAUUCUUUCUUUCUCUUUUUUUCAUUCUUUCUUUCUUUAUUAUUCCUUUAUUCAUGAUCUAUUUCUUGUUAUUCCCCUUAAUUCUUUCUUUCUUUCUUUUUCUUUUUUCUUUCUUUCUUUCUCUCUUUUCAUUGUUUUAGCCAUUUCUUUCUCCUCAGUAAUUUCUUCUACUUCUUUCUUGCUUUCUUCUUUCUUUCUUUCUUUCUUUUUAUAUUCUUUUUAUCUUUCUUUCCCUUCUUACUUUCUUUUCUUUCUUAUUUUUCAUUUUUGCUUUCUUUUUUUAUUUGUUCUUUCCCUUUUAGAUUUUUCAUUUUUUUUCGUAUCUUUAGUCAUUCUUUUUUAUUGUUUCUUUUUUCCUCCAAUCUUAUUUUGUUUUUCUUUUAUUUAUCUUACCUCACUUUACUUAUUUAUCUUACCUCAUUUUACUUCUUAUUUAUCUUAA
This is a messenger RNA of Acanthosepion pharaonis, 1122 nucleotides long. The record is from the annotation of a GenBank genome assembly. Lineage: Eukaryota; Metazoa; Mollusca; Cephalopoda; Sepiida; Sepiidae.